This is a messenger RNA of Oreochromis aureus, 1632 nucleotides long. It is a transcript of the gene uqcc1, whose product is annotated as ubiquinol-cytochrome-c reductase complex assembly factor 1. The record is from RefSeq and is a predicted model, not a curated record. Gene Ontology annotation, biological process: mitochondrial respiratory chain complex III assembly. Gene Ontology annotation, cellular component: mitochondrion. Bases 131 to 991 code for a protein of 286 amino acids. Lineage: Eukaryota; Metazoa; Chordata; Actinopteri; Cichliformes; Cichlidae. The transcript has 9 exons.
GGACACUAUUCAGUGCCGGACAGAUUCCGUUGACAUUGCUGCUGUUACCAAACCAGAAGGUUUCAGUGCAGGGAGGUUCCGUGAAUCUGCAGCCCGCUUCUCGGCUCUAACAGCGGGUCUUCGUGCAGUCAUGUACCGGCGGCCGCUGCAGUUCGCCGCCAGAAGCGUCGCUCAUGUGUCCGCCUGCAGGGCCGCCUCCGCCGGGGGCAAGGCGUUGGAUCAGGAAGCCUGUUUCAGAGCGCUGGCCGCCUGUCAGCAGGCAGGCGUCUCCUCUCCGUUAGUAACGCCGUGCCGGACGCUGCAUGUCGCCACACAGCUCCGUAACGUGAAGGAGACGCGUCAGCACACGGAGGAGGAGGUCGGCGCCUUCACAAAGCUCAUCGAGGCGAUGGGCUUCACGGGACCGCUCAAAUACAAUAAAUGGAAAAUCAAGAUUGCUGCUCUGCGGAUGUACACAUGCUGCGUGGAGAGAAUCAACUACGACGAGUUCUUCGAAAAGUGCACCCUCCCUGACACUCUCAACUCCUGGUUCCUGGUUGCACAACUGCACGUAUGGAUGUGUUUGGUGCGGAUGCGUCAGGAGGGCAGAGAGGGGAAGUACAUGUGCCGUUACAUCGUGCACUCCAUGUGGGAGGAUGUGGAGCAGAGGAGCAAAAUCAUGGGGAUUGAUGCCAUCCACAGAAAGGAAGCGAUGAAAGCAAUGACUGAAACCUUCUAUGCAGCGAUAUUUGGAUACGAUGAGGGAAUCCUGUCUGAUGACUGUGUGCUGGCGGCGGCUCUGUGGAGAAACCUGUUCAACCGUCAGUGUGAAGACCCCAGACAGCUCGAGCUCAUGGUGGAGUACAUCCGCAAACAGAUGCAGUACAUCGACGCGCUGGACGGGGACGACCUGCUGCUCACAGGAGAGGUGAAGUGGCGCCCCCUGGUGGAGGAGAAUGCACAGAGCAUCCUGAAGGUGGUCAAACCCACGUACAACGAUGCCGGACUGUGACAGACGCUUGUUGCACUUCAGUUUCCUUUCCUCGGUUAUGUUUUCUCCCCCCCUUCUUUUCCUCAUAACACCUUCUCUCCUCUCUGUUAUGAGAUUUUGAUUUGACAUCAACUCUGUUGUUGUAGCUUUUUUUUUUUUUUUCUUUUUUCCUCCUCUUGUGGUCAAAGCACUUAUUCUCCCAAUGAUGUGUCCACCAGAGGUCUGAUUCUGGAGGGUCAGUGUAUAUAUGUAGACUAGACGGUCAGGGAUGAGGAUUGUGGGCCGCGUGACAUGGACAGCCGUCGGCCUCCAUCUUGUCCUGUUGGGUUUGAGAGUGUCCGCUGCUUCCUGUCUGUGAAAACGCACACGUGACACCAUAUUUAUAUUUUCUCAGUUUUAUAAGUACCGCCACGCUGUAUUUAUAAAGUGUUUUGUACCUUCGAGCUGCUCUUCUCCUGCAGAGGUGUCGUCUGAGACUUCUGUUACUGCUCCUUCACUGUGUUUAAAUAAAGUUUUGCUCUGUGAGGUUAAAAUGAUCCUUGUAGGUUGUCAGCGACGUUCUCCAUGAUGCUCUCACACCGCAACAGGAAGCUGAACCCUCAAAGACACGGAUGUCAUUCUUGUUUUUAAAAAGUGAAUAAAUAAAGUUUUCUCUGAACGGC